Messenger RNA from Aureobasidium pullulans EXF-150, 900 nucleotides. RefSeq lists its product as uncharacterized. The transcript has 2 exons. Lineage: Eukaryota; Fungi; Ascomycota; Dothideomycetes; Dothideales; Saccotheciaceae. Bases 291 to 803 code for a protein of 170 amino acids. The record is from RefSeq and is a predicted model, not a curated record.
AGUUGGUGUGCACAGUCCGCCUGGGGCAUUCGGUGUUCGACAAGUUUCUGUUCUCUGAAAAUUGCAAGGUGUUGAUGCUCCAUUGCCCCACCGCAUGAUGUAAGUCAGGCGUCAUAAUUAUUUUUGCGACUGAUCAUUGAACUGGACGAUGAGUUCAAAUAUGAGCAUCUUGCAGUCUCUGAAGUAUUCUUUCUCUACUCAUCUCAUAUCUCAAACGAUUCUCAAUCACACAACUCAACUACCAAUCUUCACCUUCCAACUCCAACCCACCACUACCACACUACAUCACAAUGUCCGGCACCGAACAGACCUUCCACUACACCAAGGAGGACGUCCGCAAGAUGGAGCAGCGUGACUCCGCUGCCCACGGUGGUAACGUCACUGCCGACUCGAACGCUUCUGCCAUGCAGUCCAUUGUUGACCAGGCCGACAAGAACAAGGCCGAGCUCAUCGAGGAGCGCCGCAGCAACCUCCCCAAGCCCGAGGACCCUCCCGUCAAGUCCGACUUCAACUCUGCCGACCCUAGCACCGUCAACGUCGGCUCCGGUGCCAUCUCCGGCGGCUUCUCUGUUGGCAACGAUGCUCUCCGUGAGCCCGCCACUGGUGACUCCGCCGUGAGGACCGACGGUGCCGCCUACGGUGUCAACACCCUUGGUCAGGGUGUCGGUCGUGAGGGCAAGGACGGCCUUAACGGUCUCCCCAACGACGCUGUCGCUCGUGAGGCCAAGGGCAAGUCGAACCUCGCCGACACCACCGGCAAGGACUACGGUUACCCCAAGAACGACCCCUCCAACGCCUCGUAAAGUGGCCUUGUGACGACUCUUUUUGAUGUCAGGAAAGUUAUUUUUCGCAGCCAUUUGGUGCAGGGCGCCACAGGAUAUUGGCUUGCAUGAGGGAUGA